UUUCAAAUAACUCUGCCACAACUCAUCAUCAUAGGUGAAGCUUAUAUAUAUAUAUUGUGGUGAUCGAUUCCUUUGCUUGUGUUUGAGGGCAAAAUAUGAAGAUGUCAGAUGGAGAGAAGAAAGAAAAGGGGACACAGCAGGAACGAAAGGUUCCUCUUCUGAAGCUCUUCUCCUUCGCUGACUCCUACGACUGCGUUUUGAUGGGUGUUGGAUCUGUUGGGGCGUGUGUUCAUGGUGCCUCUGUGCCUGUUUUCUUUGUCUUCUUCGGAAAGAUUAUCAAUGUCAUAGGUUUGGCUUACCUUUUUCCCAAAGAAGCUUCCCACGAAGUUGCUAAGUAUGCGUUGGAUUUUGUGUAUCUAAGCAUAGUAAUAUUGUUUUCAUCUUGGACAGAGGUGGCAUGUUGGAUGCAUACUGGGGAACGUCAAGCUGCAAAGAUGAGAAUGGCGUACUUAAGGUCAAUGUUGAAUCAAGAUAUAAGUCUUUUUGAUACUGAAGCUUCAACUGGAGAGGUUAUUUCUUCUAUUACCAAUGACAUCAUCGUUGUUCAAGAUGCACUUUCUGAGAAGGUUGGGAACUUCAUGCACUACAUAAGCCGUUUUAUCGCAGGCUUUACCAUUGGUUUUGUGAGAGUGUGGCAAAUAAGUUUAGUGACACUUGCCAUUGUGCCCUUAAUUGCUAUUGCUGGUGGCCUUUACGCUUACGUCACCAUUGGCCUCAUCGGAAAAGUUCGAAAAGCAUAUGUGAGAGCAGGUGAAAUUGCUGAAGAGGUGAUAGGCAAUGUGAGAACGGUACAAGCAUUUGCAGGGGAAGAAAGAGCAGUGAGAUCAUACAAAGCAGCUCUGAUGAACACAUAUAGAAAUGGUCGAAAAGCAGGUUUAGCUAAGGGUCUGGGAUUAGGCUCCAUGCAUUGUGUUCUUUUCCUUUCAUGGGCUCUCCUUGUUUGGUUCAAUAGCAUAGUUGUUCACAAGAAUAUCGCCAAUGGUGGCGAUGCUUUCACUACAAUGCUCAAUGUAGUCAUUUCUGGCCUGUCACUUGGUCAGGCAGCACCAGAUAUUUCUGCAUUUAUCAGGGCAAAGGCAUCAGCUUAUCCCAUUUUUGAGAUGAUAGAGAGGGACACCAUGAGCAAAGUCAGCUCAGAAAAUGGUCAAAAGUUAAGCAAAUUGGAAGGUCAUAUCCAAUUUAAGGAUGUCUGUUUUAGUUAUCCAUCACGUCCUGAUGUGGUGAUCUUCAACAACUUUAGUCUUGAGAUUCCUCCGGGGAAAAUUUUAGCUCUGGUGGGAGGAAGUGGUUCCGGAAAAAGCACAGUUAUAUCAUUGAUUGAGCGCUUCUAUGAACCACUUUGUGGUGAAAUACUUUUAGAUGGGAACACCAUCAGGGAACUUGAUCUCAAAUGGCUUAGACAACAGAUUGGGUUGGUUAAUCAAGAGCCUGCACUUUUUGCUACAAGCAUCAGGGAGAACAUACUGUACGGAAAAGAUGAUGCGACUCUUGAAGAAAUAAAUCAAGCUGUGAUGCUCUCUGAUGCUCAGUCUUUCAUUAACAAUCUUCCUGAUGGAUUAGAUACUCAGGUUGGUGAGAGAGGGAUACAACUAUCCGGGGGACAGAAACAAAGGAUUGCAAUAUCUCGUGCCAUAGUUAAGAAUCCAUCAAUCCUUUUAUUAGAUGAAGCAACCAGUGCUCUGGAUGCAGAGUCUGAGAAAAGUGUACAAGAGGCACUUGAUCGUGUCAUGGUUGGUAGAACAACCGUGAUAGUUGCACACAGACUUUCUACCAUUAGGAAUGCAGAUAUGAUUGUUGUUAUUGAGGGAGGGAAGGUGGUGGAAAUUGGAAAUCACGAAGAACUCAUUUCCAACCCAAAUAAUGUAUAUGCAUCUCUUGUUCAAAUCCAAGAAACAGCCUUUUCUCAAGGCCACUUUUCUGUGGAUCCUUACUUGGGAGGCUCAUCAAGGCGCCUAGGAGAGUCGUCAUCCCGCACAACAAGCUUUCGUGGUAGUUUUCGCUCAGACAAAGAAUCUAUUAGCCGAGCUUUUGGUGAUGGAGGAGAAAGUGUUGGAAGUUCAAUGCAUGUCUCAGUAAAAAGACUAUAUUCCAUGAUUGGUCCUGAUUGGCUUUAUGGUGUUUUUGGAACCUUGGGUGCAUUUAUUGCUGGAGCACAAAUGCCACUCUUUGCUCUUGGAAUCUCUCAUGCUCUUGUAUCUUAUUACAUGGAUUGGGACACAACACGCCAUGAAGUGAAAAAAAUUGCAUUUCUCUUCUGUGGGGCAGCAGUUUUGACCAUCACUGCCCAUGCCAUUGAACAUCUUUCCUUUGGAAUCAUGGGGGAACGACUUACCCUUCGUGCAAGAGAAAAAAUGUUUUCCGCUAUUUUAAAGAGUGAAAUUAGUUGGUUUGAUGACAUAAACAACACAAGUUCUAUGCUUUCAUCACGUUUAGAGACCGAUGCAACAUUUUUAAGAACUAUAAUUGUUGAUCGUUCGACAAUUCUUCUGCAAAAUGUUGGUCUGGUUGUUGCUUCAUUUAUUAUUGCCUUCAUGUUGAACUGGAGGAUCACGCUUGUUGUACUAGCCACAUACCCUCUGAUCAUUAGUGGUCACAUUAGCGAGAAACUAUUCAUGCAAGGCUUUGGUGGCAACUUGAGCAAAGCAUAUCUAAAAGCCAACAUGUUGGCUGGGGAGGCUGUGAGUAAUAUCCGCACUGUGGCUGCAUUUUGUGCUGAACAAAAGGUCCUUGACCUUUAUGCUAAUGAGCUUGUGGAGCCUUCAAAGCGUUCAUUCAAUAGAGGUCAAAUUGCUGGCAUAUUCUAUGGCAUUUCCCAGUUCUUUAUUUUCUCAUCUUAUGGCCUUGCCUUGUGGUAUGGAUCUGUGUUGAUGGGAAAAGAGCUUUCCAGCUUCAAAUCAAUUAUGAAGUCGUUCAUGGUUUUGAUUGUAACAGCACUAGCUAUGGGGGAGACUUUAGCACUGGCACCUGACCUUUUGAAAGGAAAUCAAAUGGUUGCAUCCAUUUUUGAAGUGAUGGAUAGAAAGACAGGAAUAUUGGGUGAUGUUGGAGAAGAGUUGAAGACAGUGGAAGGAACAAUUGAGCUAAAAAGAAUCCGUUUCAACUAUACUUCAAGGCCAGACGUGGUUAUUUUCAAUGAUUUCAAUCUAACAGUGCCUGCAGGAAAGAAUAUUGCCCUGGUGGGGCACAGUGGAUGUGGUAAAAGUUCAGUCAUCUCACUCAUACUCAGAUUUUAUGAUCCAACAUCUGGGAAGGUGAUGAUUGAUGGAAAAGACAUCAAGAAACUCAACUUGAAAUCCCUUAGGAAACAUAUAGGUUUGGUGCAGCAAGAACCUGCUCUUUUUGCAACAUCAAUAUAUGGAAACAUUCUUUAUGGAAAGGAAGGAGGUUCAGAAGCUGAAGUGAUUGAAGCAGCUAAACUUGCCAAUGCUCAUAGCUUUAUCAGUGCUCUUCCUGAGGGCUACUCCACCAAAGUAGGUGAGAGAGGAGUUCAACUCUCUGGUGGCCAGAAACAGAGGGUAGCUAUUGCAAGGGCUGUUUUGAAAAACCCUGAAAUUUUGCUGCUAGAUGAAGCUACCAGUGCACUGGAUUUGGAGUCAGAGCGUGUGGUGCAACAAGCUCUAGACAAAUUGAUGCAGAACAGAACAACAGUUAUAGUGGCACAUAGGCUGUCCACAAUAAAAAAUGCAGACCAAAUAGCAGUUUUAGAGGAUGGAAAGAUAAUUCAGCGAGGGAUUCAUGCAAGACUUGUAGAAAUCACAGAUGGAGCAUACUACAAAUUAGUCAGCCUUCAACAACAAGAACAUUUUGAUUGACAGACAAAAAACCAGUGAACUCUUUUAUCUGCACUGAUUUGGGUAUUCAUUCACCUUGUAUAUGUUACAAGGUUUGUUUGUAAUUUUAUUUUCGUCACACUUAAAAAGAAUGAUGUGGAUUCCGGGGCCAGUGCUUGGCCAGAAAAUAUCACAUAUUGGAAACUGUUGAAAAAUAUAAGACGUCUUUAAAUAAUUUGGUUUAA
Vigna unguiculata (cowpea) is the source of this 4015-nucleotide messenger RNA. RefSeq names its product ABC transporter B family member 2-like. Gene Ontology annotation, biological process: oligopeptide export from mitochondrion. Gene Ontology annotation, molecular function: ATP hydrolysis activity; ATP binding; ABC-type oligopeptide transporter activity. NCBI's taxonomy places the organism in Eukaryota, Viridiplantae, Streptophyta, Magnoliopsida, Fabales, Fabaceae. The record is from RefSeq and is a predicted model, not a curated record. Gene Ontology annotation, cellular component: mitochondrial inner membrane.